CUUCUAACCCAAAUCCUUCCUUCUGUGACUCCCUUUUGAACAUUCAAAUCCCUUUGCUACUUCAUCACUAUAUACCAACAAUGGUUGAUGCUCUUGUUUCCAGUGUCAUGCAACAAUUGGGCACCAUCAUCCAGAAGGAGGUUGAACAAGAGGUCCGAUUGGUCGUCGGUGUGAAAAACGAAGUCCAAAAGCUGUCCCGUUCUUUCACCAAAAUCCAGGCUGUGCUCAAGGAUGCUGAAGAGAGGCAAAUCAAGGACAAUUCAGUGCGGCUUUGGUUACAAGAUCUGAAAGACGUAGCCUAUGACAUUGAUGAUGUGUUGGAUGAGUGGAGCACUGAAAUUCUCAAAUCUGAAAUACAAGGUGCUAGAAGCAUCAGUCUGACUAAGAAGGUAUGCCCCCCUAGCAACUUGUUUUCUCCUUGCUGCUUUAGAUUCAAGAAAAUUGGCCUGCGCCAUGACAUUGGUCAUAGGAUAAAGGAGAUAAAUGAAAGGGUAGAUGAAAUUGCAAGUUUGCAAGAUAAAUUUCAUUUUAUUGAAACUACUGCUUCUAGAAAUGAAAUCAUGAUAGAUGAUGAUUCAAGUAGGAGGAGUCUAGAAAGUAGCUCCCUUGUUGAUGUCUCGAAAAUAUUUGGUCGAGAUGAGGAUAAAAAUUUCAUAAUAAGCAAGUUGGUAAGCGAGGGCAGUAGUACUCAACAAGAAAUGGUUUCUGAUGAUCAAGAAGUCUCCAUAAUAAUAAUCUCUAUCGUUGGCAUGGCCGGUAUGGGCAAAACUACACUUGCCCAAUUGGUCUUCAAUGAUGAUAGGGUGAAAAACCAUUUCAACAAGAGAAUGUGGGUACAUGUGUCUAAACAUUUUGAUAAAAUGAAGGUUGCCAUGCGUAUUAUUGAAGAAAUCGGCGGUGGUGGUGGGAACAUUAAUGCCUCCCAAGGUGGUCAUCAUGAUAUUGCAUGGCAAUCUGUGCAUCGUCAACUGACUAGUUCUGUUGAAGGAAAGCAUUUCUUACUAGUGUUGGACGAUGUGUGGAAUGAGGAUCAUAGUUUGUGGUAUCCAUUGUCGCUUUCUCUCAAGCGCGGUUCUCCAGGAAGUAGAAUUAUUGUAACAACUCGCAAUGAGAAUGUUGCAUCCAUGAUGGGUACCACAUAUAUACAUAAAUUAGGAGAAUUGUCCGAUGAAGGUUGUUGGGCAGUGUUGAAAUAUUAUGCCUUUCAAGAAAGUAAAAAGGAAGAGUCUAAACAAUUGAAAGAAAUUGGCAUGAAACUUGCUAACAAGUGUAAGGGAUUGCCUCUUUCGGCAAAGACUUUGGGAAGUCUUUUGCAUUUCAAAAAUUCAAAACAAGAUUGGCAAUAUAUAUUGGAAAGUGAUGUAUGGAAGGUUAUAUCAAAUGUUGAUCAACCAAUCUUGCCGGCUCUGUUACUAAGCUAUAACGAUUUGCCCUCUCAUUUGAAACAAUGCUUUGCAUAUUGUUCAAUCAUGCCGAUAAAUGAUUGCUUUGGAAAAUUACCUACAAUCAGAGAAUGGAUCGCACAAGGCUUUCUUGGUGAUAGCUUGGCAACAGGCCGUGGGGAUUUGUUUAAAGUAGGUGAUGAGUGCUUUAAUAGUUUGGUCAUACGCUCAUUUUUUCAAAAAAACAUUAACUAUUCGAAGGGUUUCAUAGAAUAUUAUGGAAUGCAUGAUCUUGUCCACAAUUUUGCAAAAUCCCUUGUAGAAAAUGAAUGCUUUACUUUUACAACUAAGGAUACUAUUGCUCAGGAAUCCAGCUUUAGUAGAGCCCGUCAUUUAUCUCUAUUAACAGAAGAGAUAAGCAUGAUUCCUUCUUCCCUUUAUAAGAUGAAGAAUUUGCGCACUCUUAUAAUCUAUGGGCAAAUUCCUAUAGUUUCUUUUGAGUUAUUUGGUCACUUAACAUGUCUGAGGACACUAGAUUUGGGUGGUGCUUACCUUGAAGAGUUACCAAAUGAGAUAGAGAAAUUGGUACAUCUAAAAUACCUCAACUUGGCCGGGGCAAGGGUUAGAGAACUACCUGAAACACUGACUAGUUUGUACAAUUUGCAAGUACUGGAACUGUCCGCAUGCAGGAAUCUUUUCAAACUACCUGAUGGGAUUGGGCGAAUGGUCAAUUUGUUAAAUCUUGAUUUGACAGAAACUCUUAGACUGAGCUACUUACCAGAAGGAUUUGGGAGAUUAAGCAGGCUGUGUGGUUUGUCAGACUUCAUUGUUGGUGGGGUAAAAGGAGGAGGAUGUAAGCUUGGAGAAUUAAAAGAUCUUAACUUCUUAAAAGGUUCUCUACGUAUAAAAGGUUUGGGGAGAGUGGAAGAUGAAAAUGAGGCUAAGAUGGCAUGCUUGGUGAAUAAGCAUCACCUUCGUGCUGUGCAUUUCUAUUUUAGCCAAUCUACUAGUCUUUCACGAGUUAAUGAGGAUAUCAUUGAUGUAGAUGAAGAUGAAGAUGAAGAUGAAGAAGAAGUUGAUGGGAAAGGUAAAACAAAAGAAGAAGAAGGAGAAGAAGAAGAAGAAGAAGAAGAAGAAGAAGUAGCAAUUUUUGGAGGAGAUAUGUUAUCGAGGAGGAUGAAGGAUGUGCUAGAAAGUCUCCUACCGCACCCAAACCUUGAGAAACUAAAAAUUAGGGACUACCCUGGGGCCGAGUACCCCAAUUGGAUGGGUAGUAAUGCAGACUUCAUGUUCUCUUCCAAUCUUAUUUUCUUGGAACUUUCUGGGUGUAGUAACUGUAAGCAAUUGCCUCCAAUUCUAAAGAAACUACCAUUCCUUGAAACCCUUGUACUUGCUAAAAUGGAUAAAGUGAAAUCCAUAGGAGUUGAGUUUUUUGCCAUUGACAAUGCUACAGAAAGUCUACCAAAAAAAGACAGUGCUAUAGGAAGUGACAAUAAGGUUGACAUUAUAUUCCCAAAGUUGAAAGUAUUUCAGUUGGAUGCGAUGUGGAAUUUGAAAGAGUGGGAUAUGGGAGUUCAAUAUGGGAAAAAGUUUAUCUUUAUGCCGUGUCUCCAGUAUCUUCUACUUAUUGAAUUGCCCAAGUUAAAGUCCUUUCCACCGCACCUUACCCAAGCUACAUCCCUGAGGAAGUUGUUCAUAUGGGAGUGUCCGAAGUUGACUUGGAAGCCAUCUCCAUCCUCUCAUCUUGCUUCUCUGGACGUUGAAGAGUUGGUUUUAAAAGAGAAUGCAGGUUCAUUUUCAAAAACAUUUGUAUCAAACAACCACAUGUUUCUUCCAAAGCUCAAGUUACUGUGUGUGAGAAAAUCACCUUACUCAUCGUUACCUGAAGGCUUAGGGCAACUCACAUCACUUCAGAUUCUGGAUAUUCGAACCUGUUCUAAGAUCAAGUCAAUUCCUGAGAGGGAGUUGCAGCAUCUCACUGCACUCCAAGAGUUGAAGAUCAUGAGAUGUCGUAACUUGAAACUAUGCUUCCUAAAGGAGAUAUGUGAGAAUUGGAGCAAGAUAUCCCACAUCCCAAAAAUCUUUAUUGAUGGGGAGAAGAUCGAACAAGUGGUAACUUCCAGACUAACAAGAGAUGGAGGAAAAAGAAGUGGACAAGACACAAUAGAUCAUAUACUUGAUGAAAGAUAAUCGAGAGUACCCGGCCUCUUCAACUCCUCCGUCGGAAUUCUCAACAUAGAAUCCACUGUCUACCAUUUGAUGAUCAGAGGGAGAGAGAAAUAGUACAAUUCUGUC
This is a messenger RNA of Macadamia integrifolia, 3677 nucleotides long. Its product is annotated as putative disease resistance protein RGA3. The coding region runs from base 81 to 3572 and encodes 1163 amino acids. Gene Ontology annotation, biological process: defense response to other organism. The transcript has 2 exons. Gene Ontology annotation, molecular function: ADP binding. The record is from RefSeq and is a predicted model, not a curated record. Lineage: Eukaryota; Viridiplantae; Streptophyta; Magnoliopsida; Proteales; Proteaceae.